Messenger RNA from Pelobates cultripes (western spadefoot toad), 174 nucleotides. Lineage: Eukaryota; Metazoa; Chordata; Amphibia; Anura; Pelobatidae. The record is from the annotation of a GenBank genome assembly.
AUGGAGCGAGCUAGCCCCUGGACAACAUCCACAUACAAAGAGGAGUUCCAGUGGAGGCUGCAAGAAGCUCUGGCCCAGGAUCACAGCCCUGCCUCGAAGCAGAGUGAUCUGGACAGGAGGGAUGCAAUCAGGAAGGAACUCUGGUAUGAGGCCUUUGAGGAAGUCCGGGUUUGA